UUUGUAGUUUGUACCAUCUGAAUCUGCCACGAGAAACUAAAGCCGAUAAAUCUUGACGCGAGAAUCUCUCUCCAAUGGAGUCUUGCCCUUCUGUGAAGAACAUUUUACUUUUGGAUUCAGAAGGAUUGCGUGUAGCUGUGAAGUAUUAUACAGAUGACUGGCCAACUAAUAGCUCUAAGGAAGCAUUUGAAAAGUCUGUGUUUACCAAGACUCAGAAGACAAAUGCACGAACAGAAUCUGAAAUAACAAUGUUUGAGAACAACAUAAUCAUCUACAAAUUUGCUCAAGACCUUCACUUUUUUGUUACUGGAGGUGAUGAGGAAAAUGAGCUCAUUAUAUCCACAGUUCUUCAAGGUUUCUUUGAUGCAGUUGGUCUUUUACUUAGGGGCAAUGUGGAUAAGAAGGAGGCUCUUGAAAAUCUAGAUCUCAUUUUAUUGUGCCUUGAUGAAAUUGUUGAUGGCGGAAUCAUCCUGGAAACAGAUGCAAAUGUUAUUGCUGGAAAGGUUGCAAGCCACAGUGUAGAUUCUGGAGCUCCUCUAUCUGAACAGACAAUAAGUCAAGCAUUGGCAACUGCUCGGGAACAUCUUACAAGAUCUCUUCUUAAUGUAUGAUGAUGAUGAUGAUAGAGUUUGGGAAGAAUAUGGAAAUCAAAUGCAGUGGUUUGUUGAGAGUUAGAUAUGCAUGGUAAUCUUUUAUUCUUCUUGUUGUGUUUCUUAUAGGGUAUAAAUUUGGUUUUUGUAUUGAGUACACCAUUUUGCUGAAUUUGAAUAUUAUUCAAUGAAUGUUGUUUAUUGUUUAUAGUGAGAAAAGAUGAUGAAUAUGUUUUUUA
Molecule: messenger RNA, 829 nt
Organism: Lactuca saligna
Lineage: Eukaryota; Viridiplantae; Streptophyta; Magnoliopsida; Asterales; Asteraceae
Source: the annotation of a GenBank genome assembly